Menidia menidia (Atlantic silverside) is the source of this 519-nucleotide messenger RNA. Lineage: Eukaryota; Metazoa; Chordata; Actinopteri; Atheriniformes; Atherinopsidae. The record is from the annotation of a GenBank genome assembly.
AUGACGAAGAUACUAACACGGGUGAUAACACACGGUCAAAGGUCGGUGUUGGUAGCACUCUGUGUCCCCUCUGACUGCCUGUUUUUCUGCCUGUUUUUCUGCCUGGACCUCAGCUCCUGGAUAUCCAGCUGGCUGCCCUCCUGGUGCCCCACUUCUCCCUCCCAGCUUAAAGAUGCCGAAGAGAAAAUGCUCAAGAGGUCCCGGGACUCACCUGUCGGGUCCCCGGGAUGGAUGCGGUUGCCGUGGCGAUGCAGCCUCCGCUCGUCCCUCCUCCCUCUCCUGGCCGGCUGCAGCCUGACAGAGCGGGGGGCGGCGGAGAGGAGGGGUUCUUAUGCAGCCUGCCGGGCCAAACCACCUCGGCACGCAGACCGGGGGGGGGCGGGGGGCCGGGAGGGUCCUAACGGCAGCCGGCGGGGUCCAAACCCCCCCGCCGUCUGCACCCGGAUGGUCUCUCCCGGCUCAACCUCCUCUGAUUGGACGACGCGCUUCCUCCUUCAUCAAAAUGUUUUGUUGCUCUGA